Molecule: messenger RNA, 588 nt
Organism: Sphenostylis stenocarpa
Lineage: Eukaryota; Viridiplantae; Streptophyta; Magnoliopsida; Fabales; Fabaceae
Source: the annotation of a GenBank genome assembly
AUGGCAAACUAUGGAACCAAACAGAGAAUCUCCUCACCAUCACCACCAUCCACUGACCCUCAUGAACCAGAACCAAAAGGGCCUCAAGAAAAUUUCUACAGAAACUUCAGAAGCUACUGCCCCAUCAACAUACCUUCAACAUCGGAAGCUGCAGGAGUCCGCAUCAUGAGAAACAUAGGGAGUUUUGGCUUGUACUAUACACUCUUUGUGUGGAUCAUACUCUUCAUAACCCUCAUCCCUAUGCGUAAGGUGUCUUUGAUUCUGUUGGUGAUCAUGACCUAUGUGACAACCAUUUACUGUUUAAUUCUGAGGGCGUUUCCCAACUCUGUUGUGCUUCACAAAAUCAUAGAUCAAAGAGUUGUGUUGGCUUUGCUGGCAGUGGCAACUGCAGUGCAGCUGAUUUUGACCGAGGCAGGUAUUCAUCUUGCAGUGACUUUGACUUGCACUGUGCCUGUAGUUUUGGUUCAUGCUGUUUUGUGGGGUAGUUUUGAUGCCUUUGACGUUGAGAAUGUUUCUGGUAAAGAAGAACUGGCUCCUCUCACUGGCCUUGAUGAAAGUGUUGCUGAGAAUUAUUCUGAUGCUGUUUAA